Corticium candelabrum is the source of this 1709-nucleotide messenger RNA. Its product is annotated as myb-like protein X. Gene Ontology annotation, molecular function: protein binding; K63-linked deubiquitinase activity; metallopeptidase activity. The record is from RefSeq and is a predicted model, not a curated record. The coding region runs from base 44 to 1303 and encodes 419 amino acids. The transcript is spliced from 9 exons. Lineage: Eukaryota; Metazoa; Porifera; Homoscleromorpha; Homosclerophorida; Plakinidae. Gene Ontology annotation, biological process: protein K63-linked deubiquitination. Gene Ontology annotation, cellular component: membrane; endosome.
UGUGCGUGUGCGUCGGUGCUUUGCUCCAGAGAUUCGUGUAGCUAUGGGGUGUUGUUGUUCAAAACCAAUUACUGACGACGAAAAAGAUGUUGAAAAUCAUGAACGCCGAAAAGAUAAAAGGACACGUCGGUCUCGAGAGUCGUCUGCUGCGCAGCAAAUUGCUAGCUGUUCGAUUUCACCGCAAACAAAUACUAGCGGCAGAGAAGAUGAAAUUGUGGCCGUAGAAGUGAGAGAUGACGAUGACAGACAAAGAGAUGACAACAAACAUCAAGAAUCGCAACGGUCAAACCUUGAAGAAAAAUAUCAACAAGAGGAAGAUAAAAUAGAAGUAGAGGAACGACAAACGAAGGAAUCGUUGGAAGAAAAUAAGGAGGAAGAAGAGAAAGAUGAAAUGAAAGAAGAAGAAGAAGAAGAAAAAGAAGAAGAAGAAGAACAAGAAGAAGAAUCGGUUCGAGAAGAUGAAAAAAUUAAGCCAAAACAACAAGAAAACAAAGAAGCAAAAAAUGAUGUUGAAGUUGCCUCUCGAGACGUCGAGAGAGAAACGAGAAAAGGAAAAGAAGAACGAGAAACAAUCGGAUUGAUUUUUAGAGCGUCAACUGUCAACGAGCAAAUCGUCACUUCUUCCAAAUCUAUCGGUGAAGAAGAGAAGAAUUCGAAGCAAGACAGCGCAUCCUCGUCCGAUGUCGACAAUCGAACGAAGCAACAACUGUCCGACUUUGAUUGCAUGACUGCCAGUCCAGUCGACAUGUCAUGUUCGAGUUCAGCGAUUGCAAUUUCCAAUGUUUUAUCUGAUAUGUUCCUUCGACCCCCCAAUCCAUCGUCUGAUAAAUGUUGUCUUAGUCCAGAAGAAAUAACGUUGGAAUGCAAUAAACAGGUAGAAGGAGAAAGUUGUGCAGCUUCACCCAAGACGAGAUCUGAUGAAACGGAACGUGUUGGUAUUGCAAAUACAAGAACUGAGAAUAGAAUGAGAAAAAUACGAGUGUGUGAAAGACUUGUUGAUCAGUUUCUAGCAGCAGCUGCGCCAAAUACCAUGGACGACAUCGAGACUGGUGGAAUUCUUUGCGGAAAAGAAAUGAAUGGAGUGUUAGACGUCACUCAUAUUCUCAUUCCUAAACAAACGGGAAAUUCAUUUUCCUGUACAACGUAUGACGAAGAUGACUUGGCGUUUUAUCAACUUGAACAUGAGCUCAUGACCGUGGGAUGGAUUCACGUAACCCAAUAUAAAUCUUUCAUUAUACUUUUAACCGAAGAAAUCGUGUUAACAGACUCAUCCCUCUCACGGCUGUUUUCUGUCAAGUGUUGACCUUCAUUGUCACUACUCGUAUCAGAGACUGAUGAAAGAGUCAAUAGCUAUCGUGUGUGCUCCAGAACGGACUGGAUACUUUACAAUGACUGGACGUGGAAUGGACUGCAUUACACGUUGCAAGCUUCCAGCACAUCAACUGCAUUAUCACCCUGAACGUGAAUUUUAUCGUCUAUUUACAGAUGCAAAUCACGUGACGUUGGACAUGACAAGACCAGGCGUUGUCGCAGACCUCCGGUAUGAUUGGCUAUAAAGAUGAAGCAAACAUGUACAUAGUGUAUUAAAGGACGAGAACACGGACGUGUACUAGUGUAGUUAGUUAUCUCUAACAUAUUAAUGUAUAUAUAAUUAUCUAUAUUUAGUUUAUUUUAAAUUAUAUAUUAUUCUACUAUAAUAUACCAACGUU